This is a messenger RNA of Pyricularia pennisetigena, 1389 nucleotides long. RefSeq lists its product as uncharacterized. Gene Ontology annotation, cellular component: fungal-type vacuole membrane; plasma membrane. The transcript is spliced from 2 exons. The record is from RefSeq and is a predicted model, not a curated record. Gene Ontology annotation, biological process: nucleoside transmembrane transport. The coding region runs from base 1 to 1389 and encodes 462 amino acids. Gene Ontology annotation, molecular function: nucleobase transmembrane transporter activity; nicotinamide riboside transmembrane transporter activity. Lineage: Eukaryota; Fungi; Ascomycota; Sordariomycetes; Magnaporthales; Pyriculariaceae.
AUGGAUCGCGUCAGGAGCCUCUUUGCUCGUAACAAGCCGGCUCGUAACGAGGCCGAGUAUGAACCACUUACCGAGCGUGGCCUGGACCACGGGUCCGAUGCGGAAACCCUUUUGGUGCCCGAAGACAGCGGCGAGGUUCCGUUUUCUUGGGUAGAAUAUUUCAUCUUUGCCAUGGUCGGCGUCGCCAUGUUAUGGGCUUGGAACAUGUUCAUGGCCGCGGCCCCGUACUUCCAAAUGCGCUUCCGCGACGAUGCCUGGGUGCUCGACAACUUUCAGUCUGCCAUUCUCUCCACCUCAACCUUCACCAACUUGGCAGUCAUGCUCGUCCUCACCGGAAUGCAAAGGUCCGCGUCGUACCCGCUGCGGAUCAACACGGCACUUAUAAUCAACAUAUGCACCUUUGCACUCCUCACCAUAUCGACCGUGUACUUCCUGAAUGUUUCGCCCGGGAUUUACUUGGCAUUCGUCCUUGUGACUGUUGCCCUGUCCGCCUGGGCCACUGGCUUGAUGCAGAAUGGCGCCUUCGCCUUUGCGGCUAGCUUUGGAAGACCCGAAUAUACGCAGGCCAUCAUGGCUGGGCAGGGUGUUGCUGGUGUACUCCCUCCAAUAGCACAGAUGGUUUCUGUGCUUGCAUUCUCCGCGCCUGUUGACGACCAGCAGCAGCAGAGCAGUCAAUCAGGGGCCGGAAACGCAGCCUUCAUAUACUUCCUGACGGCAGUGGUCGUGUCUGCGACUGCCCUGGUUUCUUUCAUCCCUCUGGUCCGGCGACACAAUGCGCUCGUCGAGAUGCGCCUGGCGGAUCAGAUGGCUGCGUCGCAUGCCUCCAUCGAGGAGGCGGAACGCGCUGCGCGCAGGGUUGUUGGGCCCGUGACGCUAUUCCGAAAGCUGCAUUUUGUCGCAGGCGCCGUCUUCGUCUGCUUCGCGCUAACAAUGUUCUUUCCCGUCUUCACGGCCAAGAUCGUUUCCGUACGGACGGGCCGAGACGUCAGCCCAAUCUUCCAACCGCAGGCCUUCAUACCGCUUGCCUUCUUCUUUUGGAACCUGGGUGAUCUCGCCGGCCGUGUGGCCACCAUCUUACCUUUCUCGUUGCGCCACCGACCUGCCGCGCUCUUCGGGCUGGCUGUGGCUCGCGUCCUGUUCCUGCCGCUGUACCUGCUCUGCAACGUCGGUGGCCGGGGCGCGGCCGUAAACAGUGAUCUCUUCUAUUUGCUGCUCGUGCAGCUGCCGUUCGGGCUGACCAGCGGCUGGCUGGGUAGCAGCGCUAUGAUGGCGGCGGCGGAGUGGGUCGACGAGCCUGAGCGUGAGGCUGCGGGCGGUUUCAUGUCGCUGUCUCUGGUCGCUGGCUUGACGGUGGGGAGUUUACUGAGUUUUACUGCUUCUGGGAUAUAA